AUGACCUCGAAGCUGCGACGCCACCCCGCAGCCCCCCCACUGGAGCAAGCCGCGGUGCCGCCCCCUCCCCGCGGCCUUCCUCCCCCUGCACUAGCCCUCCUCCACCACCGCGCCGGCCCUCCUCCACCGGCCCUCAAGGAUAGGAAGAGGAUUAUCAAAUGCUUGAAGGGGCAGAUUAUGAAGCUUGCUCUCAAUGGUUAUGGAUGCCUUUUCGUUAUUUGUCUUCUCUCAAUUGUUGAUGACACAGAACUUUAUACUGAGGUUGUAGAUGAGCUGACAAAGCAGUUAAAGGAACUCAUAUUUGACAAGGUUAACUUGGAUAGUAAGUUGGAUGAUGUAGCUGAUAAAGAACAUGGGGGUUCAGAAGACACACUGGUUGCAUCUGAUAGCAAGGACCUGAUUAAACGGCAGCAAGAACUGUUGGUGAAAAGCGAGCUUUAUGAGGUUCUCAUUGAGACUUGCAUUGAAAAUGUUGGAGAGUUACUUAGAACAAACUUUGGGAAAGAUGUACUAUAUGAGAGGUACUGCUGUUAUGCUUAUGGAGGUUCUGAAUUGCCAAUUUCAAAGGUUGCUGUAGGUGGAAAAAAUAACUUCUUGGAGGGGGUCACUGACAGGAUCCACGUACUUCACAAUGCUAUAGCUUGUGACGCAGCGCGCCCGAGGACAGAUUAUAUUGAUGAGCACCCCUUUGAUAACUACCACUCCAGCCCCAUAAUCAGAAGAAUGAUACUUGAUUGCCCUGCAUUUGCUGCUACCCUCUGGAAAAAAGCCCUCCAAGGGAAAUGCAAGUUAUAUGCAGAUGGAUUCAGCUCUAGGGUGGUGGCUGCCUAUCUGGAAUCUCCAGGUUCCAGGGUGAAGGAUCUUGCGAAAUCCGAGUUGCAACCGCUCAUCGACGGUGGCAUACUGAAGCCUCAGGAACAUAAAGCAGAGGAGGAGAAGUCUGCCAUGGAGUGUAGUUCCGACGAGUGGUCAGAGCCAAAGGAUACGGAUAUUGGCGACUAUGCUAAAAAAGCAUACAUGGAUAUGAAGUCUGGCAAGCUUGUGGUGAGGUUUGGCACCGACAGGUUUACAUGCCCGUUCUGCCCCCAGAAGAAGCAGGAAUACCGUUACAGUGGUCUGCUUGCUCACGCCAUUAGCCAAUCAUCCUACCAUGCUGCAAAGGUGAAGGCAAACCACCAGGCCCUGGUUAAUCAUCUCGAGAUGGACCAUGCCGAUGCAGCAACCUCAUCCUCAAUGCAUGUACGACACAAACUGAUGUUGAUCUAA
Molecule: messenger RNA, 1266 nt
Organism: Triticum aestivum (bread wheat)
Lineage: Eukaryota; Viridiplantae; Streptophyta; Magnoliopsida; Poales; Poaceae
Product: pumilio homolog 24
Exons: 9
Coding region: 1-1266 (421 amino acids)
Biological process (GO): regulatory ncRNA-mediated gene silencing; regulation of translation
Cellular component (GO): nucleolus
Molecular function (GO): mRNA binding
Source: RefSeq, a predicted model, not a curated record